Messenger RNA from Aspergillus ibericus CBS 121593, 3706 nucleotides. Its product is annotated as PH domain protein. The transcript is spliced from 4 exons. The record is from RefSeq and is a predicted model, not a curated record. Lineage: Eukaryota; Fungi; Ascomycota; Eurotiomycetes; Eurotiales; Aspergillaceae. Bases 1 to 3516 code for a protein of 1171 amino acids.
AUGGGUCGUUCGCGAGUACUUUCUCUGAUGUCGGUGUUCGGGGGCUCGUCCCGCAAAGACAACCUCGGACAGCAUCAUCGGACAUCGUCGGCCUCCCUCACACUGAACAAUCCUCCGAAAAGAUUAGAUACACCUUCUUCGGACACCCCUUCGCCUCUCGAUGCUUCGCCGAUAAGUGGGACUCCAAACACCGAACGACGAGUCCUAUCGCGGCCUGAGUCGGCAUUGUUUUCUCACACUCCUCCGUUGCUGGAGCUUUCGCAGGAUACACUUCCAGAGCUUCAGCCAAUCUUCGGAUAUCUAAACACCCAUGCCAAUAAGUUAUACCACGAGGGGUACUUCCUAAAAUUGAAUGAUUUGGACAUCCAUGGCCGGCCCUGUUCUGAUCGACAGUGGGUUGAAUGCUAUGCGCAACUUGUCGGCACUGCUCUUUCUCUAUGGGAUGCCACAGCGCUGGACGCCGCAGAAGAAGGGGAAGAUGUCAACCCUACUUUCAUUAACCUGGCAGACGCUUCAAUAAAGAUGCUUGAAACACUGCCUACAAGAAACCAAGAGACCCAGGCCCUGAAGAACAUAUUAAGUAUAUGUUCCGCGGGCCAAAAUCGGUAUCUUUUGCAUUUCAAUUCCUUCCAUUCUUUGACACAGUGGACGGCAGCUAUACGUCUGGCUUUGUUCGAACACACGUCAUUAUACGAGGCGUAUACGGGUUCGAUCAUCGCGGGGAAAGGCAAAGGUCUCAACAAUAUCCGGUCCAUCUUGGAACGUCACCGUCACAAACACGAGGAUUGGGCUCGUGUGCGAUUUGGAGCAGGCACACCCUGGAGACGGUGCUGGUUUGUUAUCACUCCACCCAAUGAGAAAGAGUUCCAGAAGGCGCAAAAGUCAAUCAAGAAGAAGUCGGCAUAUGAUCGUGCGCCCAGACUGAUUACGGGCGACAUCAAGUUCUACGAUACGAAGAAAACCAAGAAGGCGAGGCCUAUUGCGACUAUUACUGAUGCAUACGCUGCUUACGCUAUUUACCCUCAGUCAAAAGCCUUGAUUGAUCAGUCGACCUUGGUCAAGAUUGAAGGAAAGAUUACGAUUCAUUCACAACCAGAGUCGACUACAGAUGGGUUUGUGUUUGUCAUGCCCGAAGUUCAUCCUGCCAUCACUGGGUUUGAGAUGAUGCUCCGAUUCCUCGUACCUACGUUUGACACAUUUAACCUGUACGGGCGACCGACCCGCCUCAUUGCCGCUACCAACCACAUUAAGAGCAUUAUGUUUGCCUUCCCAAAUCAACGGCGCUAUGGUUAUCUUGAUAUCCUAGAUAUUGCUGGUCUGAUGCAGACACCAGGCAGUCAGAAUUGGAGUGAGGCAGAAUGGCGAAAGCAGCUCAAGGAGGCAACGGCACGCCGUAUGGCGGCUUCUGGAAGCAGAACCAGCAGCAUCUCUGCGAGUAAGCCACGUUUCCGAGCCACUACAAUUUCGAACGUGCAAGGCAAUGGGCGCACCGGUCCACAACAGCGCAACUGCACAUCCCCUGAAACCCGGCUGGAUUUCAAUCAGUCUAGUGACGCUGUUUUGCGUGAGGCCCCCAGUGAUGUUUCCAUCUCUCCAAUCCAUCAUGCUCGGGGUUCUUCGGACACUACUGCAUUUUUUUCCAUCAGAAGACAGGCCCAAGAUUCAUCCGCCGACAUUUCUCCACCGUCCUCUAUUCAUGAACUGGUACCGCAUAAUAGUGAACGUCCUGGCACUGGUGCGGUGGACACGGAAAGCGAUGAAAAGCAGCAGGCAGACUCUGACGACGAGGUGCUUGGGCAUCGCUUCCGCUCCCCAUCUCCUCCCUCACCUGUAGUCCAUCCUCCAGCCUUCACACAUGGUCCAGGAGAGAUGCCUGCCACUCGGCCCCAGCCCUCGCCGGACUUGAGAAAAGCCAACAAUAGGAUGUCUGAUGCCACUCUUACACAGCUUCUCGCUGCCUCUGGGAGCAUGAACCUGCUUGGCGCUUCUUUCCCCUCGGGUAGCCACGAAACGAUCAGAGAUUCUAACGAGCCCAGUCCCCUCACAUCAAAUACUGGCUCCGAUCAACAGGGUGCCCCCUCGCUUUUAUCGGAUACGAGCGAUAAGAGAGCUAUCCUUCAGGAGCAAGGCCCACCGACACCUGAGGAUCGUUCAAGCGAUUUCGGCCCGCCGCUGACUAUACCGAAGAGGCAAAGCCUUCGUUUAGAUACCACAAAGGCCGUGAAGCGGAAGCCCGUGGCCGGGCAACAAUUCGGAGAAUCCGACGCUGCGAGUGUUGCAGGAGAGCCUAGUGACGAGGAUCUGCGUCAUACGGUAGACGAAGCGGUUCUGAAUUGGGUCGGAUCCCGCCAGUUUUCGUUCACCUCCCCCGAUAAAGAGAGCCAUCAAGAUGAGGAGAGUGUCUAUGAUGACGCAUCUGCAGCCUCUCCUGAUUAUGCCAGUACUCGAGGGUCCGUCUACAGCAAACGCUCUGUUAAGUCGAUUCCUCGACCCAGGAUGGGGGUCUUGAAGACCGUGGGAUCGGGGCCCCCGAAGCAAGACCUGGUCAUCGGCGAUGCUCAUUACACCGUUGACCAGGCGCAACUAGAGUUUAGUGCUGAAAUUCCGAGCAUCGACUUCGGACCGACCCUAACAUAUCUGCCUACUACUGGACGUCCGAAUACCGGGGACACUCUCAAGAAAUCGGCACAUCAGAGAAGCGACUCGAAUGCAACAGAAAGACAAGAUUCACACGAGGCAGAACGUCGGCACUCUAGGUCUCCAAGUAACAAUAUGAUGUGGCAGCCGGGUAUGGCUGCCCCGCGUCCGUCCACUCCAGGCAGGCUCACAGCGGAGCAGUUCGUGCAACAACGGUCAGCCCCCAGCCCCCCGAACCACGCCCACCACCGAACGCUCUCUUCAACAUCACCCCCUCCUCGGCCUAUCUCUGGCGACUGGGCGAACAAUUCUCGGCCGCAGUCACACUUGUCUGGCAGUCGCGAUGCGCCGCUUCGCCCUCACUCCCGUGGUGCCAGCAGCGUCUUGAACUACAAUGAACUUUCAUCGCAUCUUUCUGCCCGUGAGCAGGAACAUGUAUCUCGGAUGACUGGUGCACCUCUUCUCGAUAUCUCUGGGCUUCACAAGACCCAGGCGUCGCCGGUAAACCCCAUGGGUCUGGUUGGAGCGAUUGAUGCUCGUGAGCGCGAGAAAAAGAGUAUCCGAGAAGGAGUGUCCAACCAAAUGGUGCAGCAUGCAAUUGCACAACGUCAGCAACAUUUUCAGCAGCAGCAAGGUGCUCCAAACAACUCAACACCGGCAUACAGCCAGGGCAACCAUUACAGUGUCUAUAACAUUCCCACCGCGAGCCGCACCUGGGAUGCUCUUAAUCAGGCUUACCAGCCAGAGGAGCCCCGGCGCCAGUCUUGGUACGGGCAGUUCGCGUCGCAGCAGGCGCAAACGCCCCCAGCUUACCAGCAAAGCCAGCCUUUGGGCCAGCAUCCUGGCUAUGUCAGUAAUGCGAACACCAUGCAUUACUGAGUAUGUUCCCGCCCCUCUUUUUUAACCCAUCUCCUUGUCUCCUAUAUCCGAUCAACUUGCUUUUCUUUGCGUGAUUCUCAUGAUCUAGUCCCUUCUUUGCUCUAUCUCUUGCAUUAGCCCGUGAGCUUGUCUUCCAUCUUAGAGGUAGACUUCUAAUGCCUAGAAAGUCACUUGCUAUGUUUCUUGGACG